AUGCUUGGAAGCAUCAUGCUCGAAGACCAGGAUAUGUCUUCGGAGACUGCUCCAGCGAACCGACAGCGACCCAAACGUAACAAGACCGAACUGGCGUGUGAAACUUGUCGCCGGAGAAAAUCAAGAUGUGACGGUCGCCAUCCCUCUUGCUCUCAUUGCGAGAAUAUGGGACUGGCAUGCGUCUACCGGUCUCCUGUGGCCUUCUUGGAAGGCAAUUCUUCCGUCUUGACUCGCUUGUCCAACAUCGAGGCGAGGCUGCAGUCCAUAGACCAGUCAAUACCAGUCGCUCCUCCUGCGGAACGCGGUGCUCGAGAAGGCUCUAGCGACAACGCAUGGCCCAAAAUGCCCGACUUCCACCAUGCUUCGGCUCAUAAACUCUUCCAUUGUUGGCCUAAGCUUCGGAUCAGCCUCGCAAACCUGGAUAUUGAGCCUGUGACAUUUUUCAAGAAUGUGGACGAUGCCGAUACCUUCAAUUUCGAGAAUAACUUCGACACCACUGAUCUUGGCGGGAUUCAUGUCUCGGAAGCGACCAGCAGCAUCAGUGCGCUCUUUGAAAACGUUUCGCAAUUGCCUUUCAUACUUAGACAUCUCUUGACCACGGGCGGUCUCACAAGGGAAGUCUGUCUCGGCCUCUUCAACCGAUACUCGGACUUCUCUACUGGCUACGACGUGCGAUUACAAUUCGAAACUCAGUCUGCAGAAGAGCUACUGGUACAGACAGUGGCAUUCAAGCACCUGUCUUCUACGUCGAUGAACGUGAGCCUGAGCAGGCAAGCCGACCUUUGCUUCAAAUUCGCAUUGGGACGAAUGUGGAUGAUUCAAUCCCGGCAAAACCCUCAGAUUUUGCCAUUCAAGUUCUUGUUUGUAAUAUGCUUGCUUUACGUCUACGGUCGACCUUUUCAUGCUCUGGGCCUCCUCCAGAGCCUUGAACCUCAGAUCCAUAAUGCAUCUCCAAUGAUGCGAGGAGACCUUGCUACACGGGCACAAUAUGAAGCAUGGCUUCAUCUAUAUUUCCUCCUUGAAAGUGACAUCCUGACGGAGGUCGACGGCGUGCCAGGCAAGCUCUCGCGUAACAGUGACAUUCGGCUCCGUGAGGAUGCCUUGAUAGGUACUCCGAGCGACUUCAGUGUUGAUUCAAUGACCUUCUGCGGAGAUGACAACUCUACCCAGGAACUUCAAGCUCACUUACGCUUGCGAGGCUAUCUAAACACCAUACUUGACAGCCUGUACCCCUUGGAGAGGGCAUACUGUCGACCUUAUGAUGUUGCAGUCCUUCUCACCGACGUUGCAAGGCGGCUGGAUCUGUGGUACUGGACCUUACCUAUCAAUAUGAGAUUUCCCCGUCAUCCAUCUGCGUUGCUCCUGACGAAGGAACCCAUGAAUCUAACCAUGGACGAACUGAGAUUCCGAUAUCAUGCUGCCUUGUUCCUGAUCAAUCGUCCAGUUCUUUACUAUGUCCUGCAUGAAAGGCUGGAACAUGCUGCCACAGCCUCGGAGCUCGAAACUUCCAAGAACGACCCGUGGGUCUAUGAAUCAUGCUACGACUGCUUGCAGAACGCCAUCAUGAUAGUCCUUCUUCACACCCAAAGGCCCCGUAUGUCUAUCACGGACGGGUUUCAAAACUGGUGCAACCUUCAACAUUUGAUCGCAGCGCACGCCACUCUAGUUCAGGUCCAAAGCAAUCCCGACAUGUCAAUACUGCUUCGAAAUGGUGUUGAUAUCAAUACAUUGUUGGAUGAGGCAGAAGCCGUCCUUGAGCAAGGUAUGAAUCGACCGGCAAAUAUCAAGGAGACUUUGCACAUACUUAGAAACAUCCGCCAAAACUUGCAGAGAAACGACCAGCGAACACCUUGA
Exophiala xenobiotica is the source of this 1854-nucleotide messenger RNA. RefSeq lists its product as uncharacterized. Gene Ontology annotation, molecular function: zinc ion binding; DNA-binding transcription factor activity, RNA polymerase II-specific. The transcript is spliced from 5 exons. Lineage: Eukaryota; Fungi; Ascomycota; Eurotiomycetes; Chaetothyriales; Herpotrichiellaceae. Gene Ontology annotation, biological process: regulation of DNA-templated transcription. Bases 1 to 1854 code for a protein of 617 amino acids. The record is from RefSeq and is a predicted model, not a curated record.